CUCAUGCUCCUGUCCAACAUGACUUACUUUAGCCCCAUGUUCUACCUCACUGGCUUUCCUGGUUUAGAAGCCAUCGAACACUGGAUCUUCAUCCCCUUUUUCUUCAUGUACCUCGUGGCCAUCUCAGGAAACUGUCUCAUUCUCAUAAUUAUUAAGACCAGCCCCCACCUGCACACACCCAUGUACUAUCUCCUCUCCCUGCUGGCCCUCACUGACCUGGGGUUGUCGGUGUCCACCUUGCCUACCAUGGUAGGGAUUUUUUGGUUCAACUCCCACAGCAUCUACUUUGGAGCUUGCCAAAUCCAGAUGUUCUGUAUCCACUCAUUUUCCUUCAUGGAGUCCUCAGUGCUCCUUGUCAUGUCUUUCGACCGCUUUGUGGCCAUCUGCAACCCCUUGAGGUACUCGGUUAUCAUCACUGGUCAGCGAGUGAUCAGGGUAGGACUGGUGGUCAUCCUGAGGGGACCUGUAGCCCUUAUCCCGAUUGUCCUGCUCCUGAAAGUGUUUCCCUACUGUGGGCCUCUGGUCCUCUCCCACUCGUUUUGUCUACACCAGGAAGUGAUACACCUCGCUUGUGUGGACACCACCUUCAACAACCUGUAUGGACUGACCCUGGUGGUGUUCACCGUGAUGCUGGACCUGGUGCUCAUUGCACUGUCCUAUGGAUUCAUCCUGCACGCGGUGGUGGGCCUGGCCUCCAGAGAGGAACAGCUCCGAGCCUUCCAAACAUGCACUUCCCAUCUCUGUGCUGUGCUCCUGUUCUUUGUGCCCAUGGCAGGGCUGUCCCUGGUGCACCGCUUUGGGAAAAAUGCUCCCCCUGCCGUUCACCUUCUCAUGGCCAACAUCUACCUCUUCGUGCCUCCCAUGAUUAACCCAAUCAUAUACAGUAUUAAGACCAAGGAGAUCCGCAGGGCCAUCAUCAAGCUCCUGGGCCUUAGAAAAGUCAAUUCUGAGUCCUGGGGCGAAAUGUGUCACUGA
This is a messenger RNA of Jaculus jaculus (lesser Egyptian jerboa), 975 nucleotides long. RefSeq names its product olfactory receptor 51M1. Bases 4 to 975 code for a protein of 323 amino acids. Gene Ontology annotation, molecular function: G protein-coupled receptor activity; olfactory receptor activity. The transcript has a single exon. Lineage: Eukaryota; Metazoa; Chordata; Mammalia; Rodentia; Dipodidae. Gene Ontology annotation, cellular component: membrane. The record is from RefSeq and is a predicted model, not a curated record. Gene Ontology annotation, biological process: G protein-coupled receptor signaling pathway.